AAUAUUAAAAUAAACAUAGGGACAAUUUAUUGUUAAAAGUCAAAAAAGAAAUAAAUUAAACAACUUUUUGGAAGUAUAUUCUUUUACAAAAAAUAUAUUUUAUUUUAUAUAAUAUUAGUAAUUUAUUGUAUAAUUAUAUUUAUAGAAAUUUAUACUUUUCACAGUAAAUAGCUAUUGUAUGAUUUUUAUAAAAAUAUAUAUUUUGUGAUGAUAUAUAUAUAAAUAAUUAUUAUAAUUUCUUUUCUCUUAAUAUUAAUAAAUUUUUGAAUUAAUUGAUUAAAAAAACAGAUUUUUUUCUUAUUCAAGAUAGUACUAUAUAUCUUUUAACAUAAAUAUAUUUUAGUUCACAGUUUAAUUUUAUUUGAUACCUAUUAGUUUUUGCUACAUGCAAAAGAUAAUUAUCUUAAUUUGAACAAAAAAUAAUAAUUACCUUAGUGCCAAAUGUAUCAAUUCUAUUAAUGAGUAACUAAAUAAACAUGAUGGAUGUCAAAAAAAAAAAAACUAAAUAAACAUGAUGAGAUUAAUAUUUCUUUCUUUUUCAUCGCCUAUAUUUCUUUCUUAUUUAUGUAGGAACUAGUUGUAUAUAAACACAACCUGAUGAAUGAAUGCAAAUCAUUAUAUAACUCCUUUAUAUAGGCUAGAUAAGCUACGUCAAUCCUAUUAUUUUGGUCAUAACGAUUUUGUUGUGUUGCUUGUUACUUCGAAUCCUUAAUUCUUGGGUUUUCCUCGUGAAGAUGUCGGAAGCCAAAAUUGAAGAGAUAAACUGUGAAGACAGGAUCAGUGCUUUGCCCGAAGAGUUGCUUGUGACGAUUUUGUUGCUUGUCCCGAUUAAAGAAGCAGUAGCCACCAUGAUUUUGUCCAAAAGGUGGCGCUAUAUAUGGAUGAUGUUGCCUAGCCUUGAUUACAAUGAAACCAAUGAUGUCAACCAAGCUCGUGAUUGGGGUGGUGAUGAUAAUGAUGAUGGUGAUGAUGAUCUUGAAAGCAAGAGCAUUUGGUGGUUUUUGGACAAGUCACUGAAACUUCACAAAGCACCUGUCUUAGAAAUAUUGCUUAUUAGUCUUGGUCGACGAUGUCCUAGUGAUGCUAAUGUCGGAAAUUGGGUUGAAAAGGCUGUUGAUCGCGGUGUGGUCGUGGUAAAAUUCAAGCUUCGCUGGUCCGCAGGUCCAACCACAUUGCCUAAGAGCCUUUACACCUGCGAAACACUCAAAGAAUUGACUCUAUCUAACAAGGUUCUUGUUGAUUUCCCUUCUUCUUCUUCCCCUUCCUGCCUUCCAUCACUUGAAAUACUUCAACUUUCCUGUGUGGUAUAUAAAGACGAGGAUACUUUCGCUAGGUUCUUAUCUAGUUGCCCUGUCCUUGGAAUAUUGAUCGUGAAAAGAAAGAAGAGUGAUAAUCUGACAAACUUUAUUGUGAAAGUUCCUACUCUAUGGAUGUUAUGGUAUUAUAAUACAACAUGGCUGCUAGAUGACACUGAUGUAGUGGAUAGCGGUAGUUGUUUGGUUAUAGAUACUCCGGCAUUAAUAAAGUUUAACGUCACUGAUUAUUCAAGACACUCUUGGUCGAUCGGGAAUAUGCCUUGUCUUGAGGAGGCACAUAUUAGUGUCGACUGUUUAUCUCUUUUUGACAAGAUCAUAACAGCUUCUUCGGCGAUCUUGUCUCUUGUCUUGACUUUCGAAGAUGAAAUGCUUGUUCGUUGUAGCACCCUAAGAUUUUCUCGACUUCUUAGGUUAUCUGUAGAUCCAAGUAGAUCAAACUGCGUGGAACCACUCUUACUUUUACUUGGAAAUACUCCGAAACUUGAAGAACUUGUAGUUAAUAAUGAAUUUGCCUCUGAACCCGAGGAUGUCCCACUUUCAUGGAAUCAACCAAGUUCUAUUCCUGGAUGCUUGUCGUCACAUCUAAAAAUAUUUGAAUGGAGAUACUAUGGACACAGAGAAGAAGAGGAAGAAUUCUUGACAUACAUCCUAGCCAAUUCUAAGUGUUUAAAGACUGUGACAAUCUCCCUCAACCCCAUUUUAGAUCCUGAAUUAGAGGAAGAUUUUAUCAUCGGAAAAUUGAAAGAUAUUCCUAGGGUUUCAACAUCAUCUCAACUUUUGGUCAAUUGAAAAUUUAAUUCGAGUUAUCAUAUGUUUAGCUAUAAGAAGAACCUCUAAAUAUAAUGUGAACAACUUGCUAUUGCCAUAAUGUAAACAAAAUACAGUUUCUUGACAAUGAAGUGUUAUCUACUGACUUCACAAAUAAUUAAUAAUACUAUAACAUAAUCUCACAUGUGGAGGAAUAUUGGCUGCAAUAUCUCGUUUUCAGGUUACAUUGUUCACAACAAUAAUUGUUGUGUGUUGAUGAUUGCUAUAGUCACCCAUAACCUGCUCAACCAUGCCCGUUAAUGCAUUUUACAUGCACCGCAUACCACACAACCUAUAUAUAACAAGGUUAAGUCGCCUCUUAUCACAACACACAACUUCAGCUUUGCGGUAAAGCUUAAACUAAAGGGUCAAUUAGCUCAAUAUACAAAUUGGAGAAAGAUAUUGCACAAGUGUGCAUUUUUUUUUAUUAAUUUGCGAACACGAAAAUUCAUCAUCGUAAAAUGACCCUUAUGGCCUCGACAAGAUUUGACAAGCCUAUUUGGGUAGUCCUGCUACCAGCUACUUGAGAAGAUAAGAGAUUCCUUUGGGUUUUGACGUAUGAUAGGUUCAAAAGCAAGUGGGUAGAUAGAUGGGUGUCAAUGUGUCAUAUAUCUCCACCAGGUUUUAAACCGUUUAUUUUGCAUGUUGACCUAAACAUAAACAGAAAAAUUUCACGACACAAAAUAUCAACAUCUUAAAAUUUACUUGACAAUAAUUUGAAUAAAUAAACAAUACUUGAUUAAUUAUCAAUUUUUUUUUCACAUUGAAAAUUAAUUUUCGUUACCAUAUCAAUGAGGAAUACAAGAUCGAGAGACAUACAGCAGGAGGAUAGAAGAAACUCAUCCCCUGAGUCUAAAAGCCCACAAAUGGGAGACUAGAAAGACAUGAAAAACAGAGCAUAACAAGCAAGCUCAUUCUAGAUAACCAAACAACUCUAAGAGACACAAAGACAAAGUCAAAAAGAAAUCAAUAAAUCAAAGAACCUAAGACAAUGAUCCAUGCAUCAACGAGCAAAGAUAAAACCACCACUUGCUUAACCUUCAAGCCAAGAAACAGACUAAUCUAGCGAAGCAGCAAGGUCAAAAGAGCACACCAGCAAGUCAGCAACAACUGGAAGGAUCAUUAAAACAGAGAACUUCAACCCACGGAGCACCAAAGAACCACCCCAACAAAACCUCAAACUCCCAACCACUAACUGGCAACCACGGAUUGAGAGCCUAAAUAAGACUAUGGAGAACACAAAGCCGGGAGGACAUCGACGGCAAGAGGAGGAAGCCCCGAGAGCUUACCUAAGAAGAACAUCCGUUCCUAAGCGAAACUUCAACUAACUAGAGAAGCAGAGUUGGAAAGCUCACACCCAAGCAACAGCGAAACACAGGCUAGAGGAUGAGGCAGUGUUGAGAUCACUCCAUACGUACAGCAUGAAAACAACAGAAGAAAAAGGCAAACCAUAGUCUCCAGCCAUGAACAAGGAUCUCCAGAUCUGAAAUCGACCUCACCAUAAGCGAACUAUUUCCCUUCACAACACAUGCCACCAGACCAAACAACUUUUAAGAGAGAGUAUUGGCCACCACAGCCCGUCGAUUUGCAGAGAGGAGAGAAGCCGGAGCGCCUACGAGAAGCUCAUAUCUAGAAGCUCCGAUCAGAGGUAGAAGAAGUUGUUGCUUGCUCCAGCAAAACCAAGACGAAACAAAGCACCUCUACAUCCACCAUAUCACAAAAAGAAAGGAUUUGUUGAAAAAAUUAUCAGUUUUGUUGGUCAGAAAUUUUCUGGAGAUUUGGGGAUCAGUUUUGUGUUCUUUUCAUUAUCGAAGUCAAAGAAGCCUGAAACGAAAUGAUUUGAUUAAUUAAAACUUCAACUGAAAAUAAGAAGAAGAACAAGAAGAUCAAAUCAGUGAAAGAUGGAAAGAGGUAGAGAAUAACGAAGAAAGCGUUGUGAGAGAUUUUAUUUUUGUUCUUUUCUUUUAAUAUUUGUUAAUAUAUUAAAAAUUAUUUGUCUACAUUCAGGUUAUCCGGUUGCUAGACUAUAGGUUGGCAUACAAGGAAAUAGGGAUAUAACGGGUAUUAUGAAAAAGAAACAGUACCAUGGCUAUAUAGCUAAUUAUAGUUUGUUUUAUAGCCAUCUAUCGCAAAUUCCCUAAACUAAAAAAACAGAGCAGAGAUGGGUUUGGUCACAGAGGAGGUGAGAGCUAAGGCAGAGAAGUACACCGGAGAUGAGAUAUGCCGAGAGAAGACAAAAGUCUUCCUCAAAGAAAUAUCUAUGCCCAAUGGUUUACUACCAUUGAAGAGGUUGGGUACGACAGAGAGUCAGGUGUCGUGUGGCUGAAGCAGAAACAGAGCAUCACCCACAAGUUCGAAACGAUCGAUAAGCUUGUCUCCUACGGAACCGAGGUCACGGCCGUGGUUCAGACGGGUAAGAUCAAGAAGCUCACUGGAGUCAAGGCCAAGGAGCUUCUUAUUUGGGUCAGUGUCAGUGAGAUCUAUACAGAGGAAAAGGAGAAGAUCACGUUUAAGUCCCCAACCACACUUUCCAGGACUUUCCCAGUCUCAGCUUUUGUAGUCCCAGAGGAAGUGGAACCUGCCAAGGAAGAACCUGUCAAGGAGAAGAGCAGUGAAGCCGCCGCCGAGGUCAAAGAGGCUGUUGCAGUCAAGGAGGCCUAAUCAAAGCUUUUCUACAGUUCAAAGAGACCAAAAUCUAUUGAAGUGUACUUCAACAAUGUUAUCUAUAGGUAUGAAGUGAUCAAAGCUGGUGUUAUCCCACGUUUUGUGGAGUUUCUUGGAAGGCAGGACCAUCCACAACUUCAGUUUGAGGCUGCAUGGGCUUUGACCAACGUUGCGUCAGGAACAUCGGACCAUACUCGGGUUGUUAUUGAACAUGGGGCGGUACCUAUCUUCGUCGAGCUUCUUAGCUCUGCUAGUGAUGAGGUUCGAGAGCAGGCGGUGUGGGACUUGGGGAAUGUUGCUAGCUGUGGUGCUCUUAUACCAUUGCUGUCUCAGUUAAACGAAAACUCAAAGUUAUCCAUGCUGAGGAAUGCUACAUGGACCUUGUCCGACUUUUGCCGUGGGAAACCACCAACACAAUUUGAAGAGGUGAAGCCUUUCACCUGCCCUGCCAGUUCUUCGGCAACUUAUCUAUCUAAAUGAUGAAGAAGUUCUCACAGAUGCCUGCUGGGCUCUAUCUUACCUUUCAGAUGGCCCCAAUGAUAAGAUCCAGGCUGUGAUCCAGGAUGGUGUCUGUCCACGACUUGUGGAGCUUCUGAGGUUAGCUCAAUUUUGCUAUAUUAUUGCUAUAUUAGCUGGUCUUGUAGUUUUGUUCUUCAGAUUCUUAUCCCCCAACAAUGGUGUUUGACAUUUUCAAAUUUGUGAUGUUUUUAAUACCUCUUAGAAAUUGAGUGUUAGUGUACUGACUAAUAUAUAUAUAUAUAUAUAUAUUUCUUCAAGUCAUCCAUCACCUACGGUUCUCAUUCCUGCGCUUCGAACUGUUGGGAACAUUGUAACUGGUGAUGACUCUCAGACACUGUUUAUAAUUGAUAGUGGAGCUUCUGAGGUUAGUUCCUUUCCGAGGAUGGACUUGUAACAAAAAAUGGUGGUUAAGAAGGUAGUUAAGGAGAUUUACCAACCAGUUUUAUAAGGAUUGUUAGCUACGCUCAAAUGUUUAGAGUAUAUAUAUAUGGUGCAUCUCUCUUUUAAGUUUCAUAUCUGAAAACCAUUUUCAAACAAAGAAUGAGUACUCCUCUCACACCGGCUCAAAUCCAAGCAAAUCUCGACCGCAAGCGCGCAGCAAAGGCGGCGGCAGAUCGGAAGAGGGCUGCGGACAAGAAGAAGGAAAACAAGAAAUUCAAUGCUGCUGUGAAAAAACGCCAGGAGAACACACUGCGUAUGCUCGGGAUCAAAAAGUAGUAGUUUGAUGUUUGAACAUGUAAUGGGAUGCAUCUUGCAUCCUUCUCAAUAAAUUGUUGUCGUGUCUUAUAAAUUUGAUCCUUUUAUCUCAUAUUGGAUGCAUCCUUCUCAAUAAAUUGUUGUCGUGUCUAAUAAAUCUGAUCCUUUUAUCUCA
Brassica napus (rape) is the source of this 6177-nucleotide messenger RNA. Its product is annotated as putative FBD-associated F-box protein At1g05080. Lineage: Eukaryota; Viridiplantae; Streptophyta; Magnoliopsida; Brassicales; Brassicaceae. The transcript has 7 exons. Gene Ontology annotation, molecular function: protein binding. The coding region runs from base 735 to 2105 and encodes 456 amino acids. The record is from RefSeq and is a predicted model, not a curated record.